Messenger RNA from Amphiprion ocellaris (clown anemonefish), 951 nucleotides. RefSeq names its product zinc finger, SWIM-type containing 7 (gene zswim7). Lineage: Eukaryota; Metazoa; Chordata; Actinopteri; Pomacentridae. Gene Ontology annotation, cellular component: Shu complex. Gene Ontology annotation, biological process: double-strand break repair via homologous recombination. The record is from RefSeq and is a predicted model, not a curated record. The coding region runs from base 45 to 461 and encodes 138 amino acids. The transcript has 5 exons. Gene Ontology annotation, molecular function: zinc ion binding.
UGGCUAGAAGAGUCAAAGACUUCCUGAAACACAGCGGUGUGAAAAUGCGGUCAGUGUUACCUGCAGUGGCUGAACAACUAUUCCGAGAUAUUCAGAAAACAUACCAAGAGACGUCUCAAAUCCCCAAUGAUCUGCUAAUUGCGCUGAGGUUUGUCUUCGGACCUUGUGCAUUACAAGCUUUGGACCUGGUCGACCAGCAUUCAGUCACCUGUCUGUCCUCUCCCAGUGGACGCAAAGCCUUCCAGGUAGUUGGAGGCUCUGGGACUUUGUACACUUGCUUCUUGUCCUGUCACUACUGCCCCUGUCCAGCCUUUGCCUACACUGUGCUACGGAGGAAUGAAGGCCUGCUGUGCAAACACAUCCUGGCGGUGUACCUGUGUCAGGCCAUGGCUGUGACUCAGCAGGAGAGUGUGUCUGAUCAGCAGAUGUCCAUUCUGCUCAGCAGGACAUCAGCACCGUGACAGCAGGUGGACCAGCACACCUGGGUCUACAGGGGCUCACUCAGGGACACGGAGCCUUUUGGAUGACAGUCGGUGCUUUAAAUGGACACUUCAGGUCACUGCAGAGAGGACCGGAGCACGGGAACACGGGAAUCAGAUAUCCUGCUCUUUCAUAUGUCUCUGAAAGACUACAGAUGUUGCCUUUAUUUAUUUAUUUUUUGAAGAGUUCCUAAUCUGUUUCCAAGGAUGUGACAUCUGUUAGAUGAGUACAUGCUGCUUUAUUUUUAGUUUCCUUUUAUCUAAGGCGGCAUCAAUUACAGAGUUAGUGAGCAUCUGCACACUGAAUUUACUUGAGACUUUUUAAAAACAUGAACAAUUUUUGCAAUGUGUCACACAUCAAAACCCAAAUUAUUCAUAUCCAUUUACAAAUUUUGAUUUAUAGUGAAUUUGUUUUUUACUACUGUUAUUUCUUCUAGACAGAAAAUACAUAAACAACUCUUUGUUCAGCUCC